Aspergillus glaucus CBS 516.65 is the source of this 701-nucleotide messenger RNA. RefSeq lists its product as uncharacterized. Gene Ontology annotation, molecular function: protein binding. Lineage: Eukaryota; Fungi; Ascomycota; Eurotiomycetes; Eurotiales; Aspergillaceae. The coding region runs from base 204 to 602 and encodes 132 amino acids. The record is from RefSeq and is a predicted model, not a curated record. The transcript has 2 exons.
GGCUUUUGGCAUGCUGUUAUUCAUACGAAGACUUACAGUCACCAUUUAGGCAACACGUCGGUAUCUACUUUGCCACCUAUGCUGCCUGCCAGUCUCAGUUGUUAAGAGGGUCUCUGUAUCCAUUUUCCUCUUCUACUCACCCAUCCUCCAACGGUUGACCUCAUACAAACAGUGAAGCGCUUGCAAUACCCUUGCCAUUGACAAUGCAGCUCAUCCUUGCAACUCUCUUGCUCCCUCUCUCGCAGGCAUUCCCUGCCCCUGUCCCUGUCCCUGUCCCCGUGAUAGAAGAAGGAAUCGCACUAGCUAAUGUAUGCUCCGAAACCUGCCCUGAGGCCCUUUCCCCUAUCUGUGCAAAGAACGCAGCGGGAGCCUUUGAGAUCUUUGACAACCCGUGCAUGUUCAACAAGGCGAACUGCAAAGGACUCGAUUACGUCCAAGUGGACCUUUCUGGGUGUCGCGGCUUGAUCACUGAUUCCGAUGGCGUUCCAAUCGAAGCAAACGGUAAAUUCCAUGAUUACUGGGUUUUGUUGUUGAAUUGGUUGCUCGAGAAGAAGCGGUGGUGGCGAUGCAAGACGAAGAAGAUUGAUUGUGGCCGUGGCUGAUGGGUUAAUACCCACAGUUGCUUUACUUCUGGCUCUAGCUAUCUACGGUUUGAUUGGACUUGUUUGCUUAAAAGUAGCUACGGUUAAUUCAAGGGGGGC